AAAAUUUUGUUCUACUCUUUGGUUAGAAACGUUAGAAUUGUUAGAAAUCAGUGAGACUGUGUAACUGUUCAAAUUAUAGUAUUCCAAUUUAUUCUGAGAUGUCAUCACCGUGGGCUAAAAUUCAACCAGCCACCACAGCAGUUAGUCUUACUGAAAUAAUGUCAGAGGAAGUGGCUAAAGACUUGCAAGAAAAAGAAAUCCGUAAACACGUGGAUCUGGUGAUGCCAGAACCAACGCCAGAAGAGUGCGGAUUAUUAGAGCUCGACGACACAGAUAGCGAUGCGGUGAUUGCACAAAUGCUGCAAGCUCAGUUCAAUCGAGAAUAUGACUCAAUGCUUAAACGUACCGAAGAUAAAUUCAACGGUUUUUCUAAAGUCAAUGUUUCCUAUUCAAAUUAUCGGACGUGUCCAUCUGUCGAACCUGAUGAACGUAAGCCGGAAGUGGACGAGGAAAAUAGAGACUGGGAUAGAUUUGUGAGCGUAGAAAAAGAGUACGCUUCCAUUCCACGUUGUGGAUAUAAGAAAGUUGGCGAGGGAUCGGAGAUCGUUACAAAACAUGACAUGCUUAUGUCAUCCAGAAUCAAUGCUUGCAGAGUACUUGCUUUUCCACCUGGAAUAAAAACAGGCGAUGCUGGCAGUUUUGAUAUGAAGUUGAAUAACAAGGUUUUCAAUUCGUUGAGAGCACACAGUCAUGCGCAUUGUGCUCGUGAAAAGGCCAAAGCAAGACCUAAUCCUAAGCAAACAGUAGAUAAAGUCCCACUACCUGUUUCGCAAAAUUGACCGACUCCAGAUGAAAGGAAAAUUAAUAUCAUGUUACAGCUGAUUUCAUUCGCCAAUGCCCGAGAAUUAUGAUUAGGCAUUUUGUUACUAUGUAACUGACACACAGAAUGAGCAGUGUCAAUAUCCAUGAAUAAAUUCAAUUCUUAUUGUUGGCUAAAUAAAGGUUUGCGUAAAAUAUCACUCAAUAUUUAAUAAAUAUAUCUUUUUAUUUUCCAUUGUAUCAAAGUUCAAUACUUAAAAAUAUCGCUUUAAAGUCAAUUUCGUUUCACUGAUAACAAUAAAUGUGGGCUGGACCUUGAUCAUGAGAUUUUAGAGAGCAAUGUACUACUAAUACACUUCAAACACGUCAUUGCAUCGACACAUAUAUUCAUGGUUUGAGAAAUAUAAACGUUGAAAUAACUUCGAACCCAAAGGAUAUGUAGAGCUAAUAUCGUGUUUAAUUAGUAAUGCAUAUUAAAUGCCAUGUAAAAAAUCCAGAAAAGACUUUAAUUC
This is a messenger RNA of Diprion similis, 1271 nucleotides long. RefSeq names its product serine/threonine-protein kinase RIO3-like. Lineage: Eukaryota; Metazoa; Arthropoda; Insecta; Hymenoptera; Diprionidae. The transcript is spliced from 5 exons. Bases 99 to 779 code for a protein of 226 amino acids. The record is from RefSeq and is a predicted model, not a curated record.